Messenger RNA from Leptinotarsa decemlineata (Colorado potato beetle), 2033 nucleotides. RefSeq names its product glucose dehydrogenase [FAD, quinone]. Lineage: Eukaryota; Metazoa; Arthropoda; Insecta; Coleoptera; Chrysomelidae. Gene Ontology annotation, molecular function: oxidoreductase activity, acting on CH-OH group of donors; flavin adenine dinucleotide binding. The record is from RefSeq and is a predicted model, not a curated record.
CGAACUACAAUGAAUCUUCAUUUCUAUUGCAUUAUUGUCAUACAUUUAUUCAGACUGUAUAAAUGUUCUGACUUCGAUCAAUUCGUUGAUUAUGUAAGUGAUAAUUUGAAAUACAGUGAAGGGUAUAUUCCUCGAAAAAAUAACAAGGAUUCAGUGGAAACUUGUGAUUCUUCUGUCCAUUAUUAUGGAGAGUACGAUUUUAUCAUUGUUGGAGGAGGAUCGGCUGGAUCAGUGUUGGCGAAUAGACUCUCGGAAAUCAACGACUGGAAAGUACUUUUGUUAGAAGCCGGGGGCAAUCAAACUGAUUUUAGUGAUAUACCAGCAUUUAAUGGCUAUGUAUUGCACUCACACAUGGAUUGGGGAUAUUAUGCAAAACCCAGUAAAACGUUUUGCCAAGGAAUGGUAAAUAAACAAUGCAGUUUUCCUCGAGGAAAGGUACUGGGAGGUUCUGCAGUUUCGAAUGUAAUGGUAUACCAUAGAGCAUCCCCCUUAGAUUAUGACUUCUGGGCAAGUUCAGGCAACGAUGGUUGGUCUUACAAGGAAGUUUUACCAUACUUCAUCAAAUCUGAACGAAUACAAAUAGAUGAAUAUGACCACGGAUACCACGGUACUAACGGUCCUCUUCGUGUUAACUAUACAGCACCACAUUCCACUGUGUCAGAACCUUUCUUCAGAGCUUGUGAAGAAAAAGGAUUGAAAAGGAUUGAUUACAACGGAAAAGAUACACUUGGGGUAUCGAGAGUGCAAUUCAAUAUAAAUUUCAAUAAACGUGAUAAUAGUGCACAUGCUUUCCUUGAUCCUAUAAUCGAUAAUCGAUCUAAUCUGAGAGUGCUACUCAAUGCAUUCGCCAUCAAAAUUUUACUGAAAGGUUCUACCGCUGAGGGAGUUGAGUUCGUAAAAGAUUGCAAAAGAUACAUCGUGAAAGCCAGAAAGGAGGUUAUUUUAUCUAGUGGUUCCAUUAACAGUCCCCAACUUCUGAUGAUUUCUGGAAUCGGACCAAAAGAGGAGCUGAACAAACACAAAAUAGAAGUAAAAAAUGAGUUGCCAGUGGGAAGACAUAUGAAAGAUCACACAAUGUUCUUCAAUUUGGUGUUCAGAAGUAACGAAGUUGCACCAAACAAAACCCUCAGAGAAAACUUGGAGAGAUACAUCAAAGGCGAAACUCCUCUCACCAAUGCACUAGGAGUUGAAAAUGUCGCUUUCAUCAACACAAAAAUGCCUGGGAAAGGAUUACCAGAUAUAGAGCUCAUAACUUCUCCACCACCUCUUGGCGUAGCAAACAAAUUACAGUCUAUUUUAUUCUUCAAUUUCGAUAGUGAUGUCAGUAAAGUUUUCGAUGCUUACAAUCCCCUAACCGACUUCUCAAUAUACGUAGUCUUAUUGAAUCCCAAAUCAAUUGGAUCGGUUACUCUCCAGUCUAAAAAUCCUAUUGACUUUCCAGUAAUUGAUUUGAACUACUUUUCCGACCCAAACAAUGAGGACAUUGAAACUAUGUAUCAAGGAGUGAAAUAUGUUUUGAGUUUAUCGAAAACGAGAGCUUUCAGGGAUAUCAACGCCACCUUUAUCGGUCAUCAGCUAGGGUGUGAGGAUCUGAAGAAAAAUGGUUCCGAAAGGGAAUACUGGUACUGUGCUCUCAGACAAUUCUCCACCACAAUUUUUCAUCCUAUGAGCACCACUCGGAUGGGGCGUUCUCCUAAGGAGUCAGUAGUAGAUAGUAAGUGUUUAGUACACAGAACAAAGAACUUGAGAGUUGUGGAUGCUGGAGUGAUACCAAAUAUCAUAAGAGGGCACCCUAAUGCUCCAAUUUACAUGAUUGCGGAAAAAAUAUCGGACGAAAUCAAAAAGUACUACGGCAAACUGUAAAUCAUGUAAUUAUUUGUGUUGGAAAUAUUAUUACUAUCUAUUCUCUUUUUGAAAUAUAUGGGCGAAGUGUAACCUGAGUCAAUAUGUAAAAACUACUCCCAACAAUUAUUUCUUUUUUGAUCAAUACCGUAGAUUGCGGAGGAUGGUGGUGUGAUGACUGCUACCUAGGA